UCGCAGCCGGGAUCGAGGGAUUGGGAUGACAAACGAUGACAUUUGGCGUUUGGUAUCAAAGAUCCUCUAUACUGUUCCUUUAACACACGACCAGAAUCAGAGCCUCGUGAAUGGUGGACCUCGACCGACUUCCGGGUCAACAGGAAAUGACCCGCAGUCUGAACCGACCGUAGUUACGACAAUACAGGCGCACAGAAACCUAAGCAGGGCUGGCCUUGGUUCGGAAGCCGCAGUGGUGCUGCCUUCCUGCGCUCCACAGCCGUGCAGGGGCCGAGUCCCAUCGGCACACCGGGCCUGACGGCUCUGCGAGGGGAAGAACGGCACGCUCGAGCCGCUGCGAGAUUUCAUGUGAUCCGUUGUUCGCUAUAAAGUGUGAUUGGCUCCGUGUGCCUUCGGUUUUCGGUGUGCUCGUGAUGUAGGCUGGUAAUCCUUCUGGAGGACGGAGCGGUGGAGUGUACAUUUCCACACCUGUAGAGAAAACAAAGUGAAAGAGGCUUCUGUACUUCAUGUGCCCAUUAGCGUCUGCUUGGCAAGAUGAGUACAGACAGACCCAAACGGAAUAUCAUCAAAAAAAAAUAUGACAUCAGUGACGGGAUGCCUUGGUGUGAAGAACGUCUGGUCCGCAAAGUUCUCUUCCUCUCCCUCAGGGAAUUCCGAGACACACACCGUGCCUCACACAUACACACGCGCGCGCACAAACGCACGGUGAAAAAGCCACUCUUACACGCUCAGCGAACAACACAGACCCAGAAAAACACGCGCACGAGACAGCGCAUGCCGCAGCGCAGAGUCACACACAGAGCACCAAACGCACAGAAAAACGCACACGGUGGCCAGAACAUGCACGUUUCAAAACACCUACGCCCUCAUGAGCACGCCGACAAAGGGCCAAAAAUGAACUCGUCUCAGGACUCGCACACGCCAAAAAAUAAAUGCACUCACACACUACAGAACAUGCAAACCCAAUCAACAGCGUGGGCAGGGAAAAUUCCACACGCUGUACAGCAAACCCACCUCCAAGAAAAUACUCCGACGCUACAAAAGAGUUCUGGAUCAACCAGGACUCUGCGCUCACAGAAAACGCAGAACACACAGUCGAUGCUCGACACGAAAUACGCGGAAACUGCAAAACACACACACGCUCCUCGGCACAAACACUCAGCGAAGACCACCUGCAGUCCCGAGAGCACACCGCUGAGCCCCCCUGUCCCGGCCAGGACACUGCGCUCACACACUCCUACAAGCCUCAGCGGCCCCCGGGUUAAUGGCAUCAGCCGGCGUCAGUCCCUGCUGUCUGCUGGUCCCAGCUGGAGCUGGUCCUUACAGACACGGCCUCAGCAGCGCCGCCCCGCCAGCAUCCAUCGCCACAAGGACGACCCCGCCAGCAAGAGACCAAGGCUGCGAGCGCAGAGGAAGUUUGCCCAGUCCCCCCCCAGCUCUCCUGGACCUGGAGUGUCGAUGACCACAGCCCGGAGUAACCACAGCCUGGCCGUGGUCACCUGUCUGACCAGGUGCAGACCCAAGACUGAGGACUUCUUGUCUUUUCUCUGUCUGAGAGGUUCAGCAGCGCUGCCUAGCAACAUGGCUUUCGUAGCGAGUGGACGAGCCAAGGGGCCAGCUGGUGCUCGGCAUCUUACUUCCUGUCUUUCCACCAAUCACAGGACUGCAGCGGAGGGGAAGAACAUGAGCUUAUUCAGGAGAACAGCAGUGCAGCGAGACUCUCUGAGAGCGAGGCCCGGAGGCUCCUUCUGCCCUCUAACGGCCCGGGAACAGAGGAGGAGGGAGAGAGAGAGGAGAGAGGAGGAACAGCAGAGGAGGAUGAGGGGAGAGGGAGCUGAGAGACACCUCCUGAGACCUCGCCAGCUCUCCCUACAGGUCAGCAGGACUAACCAGGUUGCAAUGGUAACUGGACUCGCCGAACAAAGAACUUCCUGUGUCCGGUCAGUUCCUACCUUAAAGCCUGGCACCGGGGCAGGCACCAGACGCUCCCGCAGGCCCUGCACAAGGCCGAGCAACACCUGUAAACCAAGACCCCAGGAAAGCAACAACCAACACCUAUCCCGGCAUAGCAAACACCAGCUGCCUCGCAAUCAGCACCUUCCUCUCCACCACCCAACCGUCUCAAAGUACUAUAGCAACCCCAAGACCUUCGGUAGUGUCCAGAACUCAGGAAGACAUUCAAGCAGGACUCCAGCCCAAAUAGCAUUGACUAAUGGCACAGUCAUCAGGUCGCUAAGGGAGAGCCCUGGUGUCCUGAGGUUGUCCAGGAGAAAGAGAGGCCUCCCACCAGACACCAGCCCUACCCCUCCGAAGGACAGCAACUCAUCGAAGAAGUGCAGGUCAGCGCAAUACAAUGAUGGCGAUGUCCCACCGGAGAGUGACUGCCAUAUUGGUGAGAUCCCACAGAGGGAGGCCAACUGUAACGAAGAAGUUAGAGUGGAGGACGUGAGUCAUAUUGGUGAUCUCGCUGGCAGCCAUGAUGAAGAACUUAGACAAGAAGGCAGCUGUGACCACGUUGGAGAGAUGAGACUGGAGAGGGACAGUUGUAUUAGUGAAGACCUACAGGACAAGGGCAGUGUUGGAAAGUUAAGUUUGAGCAGCGUCUCUGCUCUUGAGCCCUCUCAGGAAGGGGUCAAGUUCACUAACAUCAUCACCGACUAUGACCUGAGCCCUGUAACUGAGGUCAUAUGCAGACAUGUGAGAGACAAAAGGCUGCGGAGAAAUCAGCCCGCUUCAGCCACGGUCCCUACACUAAUAACCAGGACUACUGAAUCUAGGACUGUUGCCAGAGCUGCUGCUGCUGCUAGGACUACUGCAACUAAAGCUGCUAUCAACUCAGUGACAUCCAAACACAUACACACUGACCCACCAGCAAGUUCUUCUGCCAAGCACACUGCUAAGGCUACUAACAAAGCUACUAGUAAGGACAUUACCAAGUGUACUUCACCAGCCAGCAGGUACUCUAUCCAUAAUUCCAAAGGUGCUGCAAAGGACACUUCCAAGGGGACCACAGAGGAGUCCACAAAGGACUGCACACCUGUCAGUAGCUACUCUAGCACUUCCAGGGGCUCUACAAAGAGCCUUACCCACACCAAGUGUACUACCUCAGCCAUUAAGACCAGGAGCAGCCCUAGAACCCUUCAGAAGCGCCGACAAACCUGAGCUACGUCUGGAAACGUUGACAGAUCCACUGUUUUCUAUAUUGAGAAUUGAUGUUGAAGACAAUUAGUAAAGUAUUCAGAACAACAUUGGAUACUGUUGAUCAUAAGUGUCGCAUGAUGAUGGUUGUUGGCUGGUUGGAUAGUGACGUAGUGUGCUGUUCUCUACAUGUGUCAAUGAUUGUGGGAACAUUUUAAUUCUAAAGGUCAAAUAAAUAAUUGGAAGACAGCAUAAUGUCAGGCCCGCUGUAUACUGGACUGUAUAGUGAAAGGCCACUGUUUUCAGAUGCUUCCCUGCUGAAUCUGAAAUUGCAGCUUGGUAUCAUAUUCACAUGGAAAAGGCACUGGUUUUAUUAAAGCACAUAGUUUAACUUGAGUCGGCCUGUAUAGUUUUCAGUAGCUUAACUAAGCCUGUUUUAACAUACGAGUUUCCCUUUCACACAUGUUACGCACAACAGGAGAGUUUUCACUUCUUGGAAAUCCUCAGUUUGGUUUAGGCGAGGGGUGGCGCCUGGCUAGAGCGCACAGGAAGCAGGACGUGAUGCAGAUUACACCGUGGUCACAGAGCCGGUUCAUAAUUUGGUCGUAAACAACGGAGUCUCUUGCCUUUUCUUUUAAUAUGUCAGACCGUCACCCAUUGGUUUGUGGAAUUUGAAGCCUCAAGUUUGAUGAUACCAGAAGUGACCAUAUUUGGACAAGAAGGCGGAGCUUGGGACGAUGACACGGCUAAACGCUAAGGAGGAAAAGUCGCUGAUUUUCUACCGGCUGACGCAAAAUCAUCCAGGGGGGGGGUUUUUCUUUCUUUUAUUUUUAUGCUGCCGUUUAAACAGGGAACUCCGGAUACUGCCGCCAUUCAUCUGCACGAAAGGCAGCACACAGAACAUCAGCACUGACUAGAUAAGUCUAGGUUUGCAGUGCAUGUGUGAAAGGGGCUCUAUGUCUGAAAGCUGUCAUGCAUACGGCUACAUACCACUGCUCUGAGGCUUUUUGGCAGGUCUUUGGCAGUCAGGUCACAAUACAGUUCUGCCAUUUCAUUCAAACCGAAAUAAUCUGUCCAGGAUCGUCUACGUAGAGAACCUAAAAGUCCUAAAGGUUUCUCAUUUAUAAAAAGGAAAGGUUCAUAUUUUUUUCAAAUACAUUAUGUCUUGAAACAAUAGUGCCAAUAUGAACAGUGAAGCAGGUUUUUUACUACUGUAAUUGUUCCUCCUGAAGCUAAUCUGAGGGCUCAGCAGUCUUAGUCAAAUAAAGUGGGCAUCUUUCAAAGUUGCCGUUUGUAGUAUGAAAUUCUAUAUUUGUGUUACUGUCCACAGAUUAGCAAGGAAACACUGUGAAGGGAGCCAAACGAGGGAAUUUUGUUCACAAUAGGCUGCAAAUAUGAAAGAUACCCACUUGAUUUGUCUAAUUCAGACAGCUGAAGCCUCAUAUAAACUUCAAAUAAACUGUCCCCCUUACUUGCAUUGAGUUUGCCUUAGGGAAGGUUCUCUUAAUGGCCAGUAUGAAUGGGGGGAAAGAUUACAGCAAGCAAAACCAGUUUCAGUGUACAUAUGGGCACGUGACUAUAGUUUUAGGACAGACUUAAAGAAAAGGUGAAUCUCUCCUUUUAGGAAGUCAGUGGCACAAUGGAAACCAUUGGAUCCACAUUGACUCUGGCCUCUAUUACGUCUUCUGCAUAAAACCAACUAAACUGUGUUCACCAGUCUGUGGAACAUCAGAAGGACCCCCCCACAAUAUUCUGGUCUAUUCAAUGGACAAUUGUUUUCAAGUAUAUUUAAUGCGAAGUAUACAGGAAGAAAACAGUUUUUUUAAUAACUUAUUUCUUUUAUUUUCCCCUUCCACCGAAGCCUUUUAUGCCCAUGCUGUACAUACCGUUAACAAGUUUUUGUCCAUGCUUCACUAGGCGUGUAAAAGGGUGUGGAGGUGGCCGUGUAUUGACUUGACAUGUUUAUUUCAGCAUCUGAGGAUCGAUACAUUUGUAGAAAUAGAAGGAUGUGCAUGUAUUGUGAGGCGGGUGAACAACAGACAUAUAAAGAAACGCCUCAAUUAAUACUGUUCACUGUUAACACGGCCAUCAUACUGUAUGAUAAAUGACUGUAUAAGACCCCACGCUGGAUCUCAUGGAAAUGUCAGAAGGUUUUCGGAUUACAUCAGGUUCUAUCAGGUGCUAUUUGCUUGCUCAUGAGAUGAUUUUACGGAGGUUUAAUAAAUGUGAUAAAACAUUA
Perca flavescens (yellow perch) is the source of this 5377-nucleotide messenger RNA. RefSeq lists its product as uncharacterized. NCBI's taxonomy places the organism in Eukaryota, Metazoa, Chordata, Actinopteri, Perciformes, Percidae. The transcript is spliced from 8 exons. The record is from RefSeq and is a predicted model, not a curated record. Bases 535 to 3162 code for a protein of 875 amino acids.